This is a messenger RNA of Daphnia carinata, 3108 nucleotides long. Its product is annotated as WD repeat-containing protein 47-like. The record is from RefSeq and is a predicted model, not a curated record. Lineage: Eukaryota; Metazoa; Arthropoda; Branchiopoda; Diplostraca; Daphniidae. The transcript is spliced from 14 exons. Bases 199 to 2679 code for a protein of 826 amino acids. Gene Ontology annotation, molecular function: protein binding.
CUGGCCAAGAACCGCUCUUCAAGGCAGUCAGCCCUGUUUGCUGUUGUCGUUCUGUCAUGGCCGUUCUGUUCUAGAUCGAGUUGCAACUUAUUCGAGUACUAUUUGAAUUCUGAGUUUAGGAAACGCGUGUUCGUGCCAAAACUAAGUUACGAAUCCGAAAAAUAAAAGCAUAAAAAUAGAAGAGUUUCGCCUGACAUAAUGUCGAUGGGGAGCAGUGUCCCACGACUGCAUUUACGGGAGGACGACGUGGUCCGCCUCGUCCUGGAAUUCAUCGGCAGUCGGCAAUUUCACAUCAGCCAGUUGAGUCUGGAACGAGAAACGGGAGUGAUCAAUGGCGUUUUUUCUGAUGAUGUCCUGUUUUUGCGCCAACUCAUCCUGGACGGACAAUGGGAUGACGUCACAGAAUUCAUUCAGCCGCUGGAAAGUCUGGCCACGUUUGACGCCCGUACCUUUCACUACCUUAUACUUCGUCAAAAAUACAUCGAGCUACUUUGCAUCAAAUCCGAAGCAGGGCUGAUUGCCAAUGUCGAUGCCGCAGUCGAGGAAGUGGUGAAAGUACUCAGCGACUUGGAGAAACUUUGUCCAUCGAGAGAAGUUUACAACCACCUAUGUCUCCUACUGACCUUGCCCAAAUUGAUCGAUCACGCCGACUACCACGAUUGGAACCCAUCCAGCGCUCGGGUUCGUUGCUUCCAGGACAUACACCCGUUGGUCGAAAAGUUUUUGCCUUACGAGAAACCGGCAAAAGACGGACCUGCUUUGCAAGAAGCCACGAACGAUCGGUUGAUCCAUCUCCUUAUCAAAGGUCUGUUAUACGAGUCGUGUGUGGAAUUCUGUCAGCGUCGGGCCUUAUCUGGUAGCGCCAAAGAGCGAUCACCUCCUCAAUUGCGAUUUGGUUCUCUUUUGAGUUCCACUAAGAAGUUCCAUGACUCGGAUUUGAGUCUAUUAUCUUGGCUGCAGAGCAUCCCCGCGCAAACAUUCGCUCAUCCAUUUGAGCAGCGGACCUUGGAUGUGGACGUGGAGAGACUGGAUAAACCAACCCUGGAAACGUCAUGGACCGAGCACAUGCUGGUUACACCCAUCAAGCCCAAACUUUUUCCCUACUCAGCCAUGCCUUUUGGAAGACCUCGUUCUGUUGAUCUCAUGUCUCGCUCCCUCAACCCUUCUUUGGACGGCUUACCUUUUGGCAGUGGGACGAUGUGGCGUUCCAGUCUGGCCAGCUUUCAUCUGACGGGCAAGAAAUCGAUGACCACAUCGGUGGAUCGGCUUUUCGAAAGCGACGAGAAAGGAUCAAAAAUUAUUCAACCGCCUAGUAUUAGUACAGUGAGCGAACUUGCCAAGGAACACAGCCCAUUUGAUGACGAAGAUAACAAACGAGUGAUCGCGUCGGACGUAUUGGAGAAGCCUCCACGGGCGGAACCUGCUAGUGGAGAUCUGUUGCGUGAAUUCCAGCGGUUAAAAUAUCCUCCGGGUACAACAUCCAAUAAGUUGGCAGCGCCGCCUCCUCAAGUCUUGUCUGAACUUACCAACGAACCCACCGACGAUAAGCCUCAAUUGUCGGGAAACCAGAAUGGGUCAGCGGCUUCCACAUCAGGUCCGACCUCAGGAUCGGGAUCGCUUGGAUCAGGACCGGUAUCUGCUUCGACCACAAUGCACGGUAGCGGCGGUGGUUUGUCGGGGAAACCUCGUUUCAUCGCCGUCACAUCAUUGGACGACGCUCAGGCCGUGCGCUGUGCGGAAUUCCAUCCAAGCGGCCGACUUUAUGCGGUCGGCUCCAAUUCAAAGACGUUGCGCAUCUGCUCCUAUCCAAAACUAUCGGAUCUGAGGGAUGACCAUGCUACGUGCCAGUCCACCGUUCUCUUCAAGCGUACCAAGCAUCAUAAAGGAUCGAUUUACUGCCUCGCCUGGAGCCCGGCUGGUGAUUUGAUCGCCACGGGGAGCAACGACAAAACGGUCAAGUUGAUGAGGUUCAAUGCCGACACGUGUAACAUGGAGGGACAAGAAAUCGAGUUGACGAUGCACGAUGGAACAGUCAGAGACGUUUGCUUUAUUGAGGAUAUGAGCAACAAAUCCAGUUUACUCGUUAGUGGAGGUGCUGGGGAUUGUAAAAUUUACGUCACAGAUUGCGUUACCGGAACACCUUUUCAAGCACUCAGUGGACAUUCAGGACAUGUGUUGUCUCUUUACACGUGGGGCGGUGCCAUGUUUAUUAGCGGUUCCCAGGACAAAACGGUACGAAUGUGGGAUCUGCGAACAAGGGGCUGUGUUAAUAUGAUCACGCCACUAACCACACCCAGCUCACCGGUUAACAAGGGUUCCCCCGUGGCGUCGGUUGCUGUCGAUCCGUCUGGCCGUUUAAUGGUUUCCGGACAUGAGGAUGCUUCGUGCAUUCUUUACGAUAUCCGAGGGAAUAGGACUAUUCAGAGCUUUAAACCCCACGCCGCCGAUGUCCGUUCGGUUCGUUUCUCUCCUUCGGCUUACUACCUUUUGACAGGCGGCUACGACAACAAAUUGGUGCUGACAGAUCUGCAGGGUGAUUUAACGAUGUCCUUACCGAGCAUAGUCGUCGCCCAACAUCAGGAUAAGGUUAUCUCGGGCCGCUGGCAUCCCAACGAAUUUUCUUUCAUCAGUUCAAGCGCCGAUAAAACGAGUGCUUUAUGGGCCUUGCCUCCACUCUAGAUUAUAUUUUAUAACACACGGAUUGUUUGCUAUUGUACAAAUUGCAAAUGAGUGGGAAGACGAAAGAAUUCCCGUUCGUUGUUAAAGAUUAUGCGACGGGACAAAUAAUCUGUAACUGUUACCCAUACGCAUUGAUAUUUAAUCUUUGUUCUGCUUUAAAAAGUUUAACUUUUUGAAAUAGUAUAAAGAACAGCAAUCGCACUCGUGCUUCCAAUUUGUUGCAUUUUUUAUUACAUUGCAAAUUGGCUUAUUCCUUCCAUAUAUAUUCUAGAUUUUUUGACGCCUUAAGAAAACCUUAAUGUAAUAAGGACGAUCCUCUCUUUGUUGUACCCACGCACCCUCUUUGUUUCUUCAUUUUCAUUGGAUUAAAAUUCAUUACCGUCCGUAGAAUGUCGGCUGGGUUUUAAUAUAUAAUCCGUUGACAUGCAA